UGUAGUAGGGCAGCAGCGAGUUGGGACGCGUCUUUGGAGAGACAAGGUGGAGGAGAGGACUCAUCAUAACUUGUUUUUAUCCCUCUCGAAAGGGGAUCCACAGACGUGUCGGCCGGGUUUUUAGUCACUGUGAGUCGGCGGAGGAGUGUCAGUGGGUUAGUUAGUUACUCCCGGUCUCUUGGUCACCGGACAGCCUGCCGUCCAUCCAAUGUGCGUAAAAGGGCUCUAUUUCCUCACCGUCCUGUCUGGACUCGCAGCUUCAGGCGUGCUGCAGGUCAGUGGGAUGCGUAUAUACACAUCAGGGGAUAUGGAGGCAGUCAACGGGACGGAUGUUCGUCUGAAGUGCACAUUCCAGAGUUCCUCUCCCAUCAAUCCCAACGCCAUCAUCAUCUCCUGGAGCUUCAGACCCCUCAAACCAGGCCGAGAAGAGUCGGUGUUCCACUACCAGCAGAAACCAUAUCCUCCUAUAGAGGGAAUUUUCAGGAAGCGUGUUGUUUGGGCCGGUGACGUCAUGGGCCGUGAUGCAUCCAUCAUAAUUCAACAGGUCAAGUUCACCUACAACGGCACUUACAUCUGCCAGGUCAAGAAUCCGCCGGAUGUCCACGGCACGGUCGGAGAGAUUCGACUCCGUGUUGUCACCACAGCCUCUUUCUCCGAACUUCUCCUUCUGGCGUUGGCCAUCGGGGGCGGUAUUGCUGCUGUGGUCAUCCUCCUCAUCAUCAUUUUGUCCUGCAGGCGGUACAAGAAGAGGACACAGAGACAGCAGGAAGGGAACGAGGAGGCUUCCUGCAAAGAGAGAAAAGACCCCACUGUGUGGUAAGACCAAGAGAAACACAGAGGGAGAGGAAGAGGGCGAUAGAGAGAGGAACAGAAGAAUCACCCAUUUCCUCUCACGCUCUCCAUCUGAUUCUGGGGAUCGGCAUGUGGUGCUCCUUCUUGGGGCCUGGGGUUCUUUUCCUACUGGAUGCCUCACUUCCUCCUUCCUCUCCAAUCACAGUCUUUCGAUCCCAAAUUUGGACCAGUUGAUGGGCAGCUGUCAUUAACCAGAGAUAAAUUGAGAAUGUGCCUUUGUGUAGAAAGCUGUAGAUACAGAACUUUAGCCAGACUACUGUGUAUCUGUUAUAUCACCAUGUGCCUUUCAGAGAGAAACAAUUGUUUUAUCAAUUCAUCUUUUCCUGUUCAGCUAAAUGGGCUUCUAAAACACAUUUCCUGUUUAGAGUAAAUGUUUUGAUGAUACAGAGGUAGAACAAUGGUGUAUUCCUGCUGUUACUUUCUUACUAAUACAUUUCAAACCCCAACCUACCAAUGUAGUACAAACCACAUGCUUGAUAUAUUAUUUCAACAAACAAUAGAAACUGUGGAACAAUGAAUAAGCAGUGUCCUAUCUUCUACUGAAAUUCAGUUUUAAUUACCAGAUGAUGGGAAACAUUAUGAAACCCUAUACAAAUCUUUUAUCAACCCUCAUUUCAAUGAGCAUAUAUACAGUAUCAGCUGCCUGAUCCACUUUACUGUUCUUCUGAAUCUGCAGGAGGAUGCUGUUGUACAUUUCUGUUUUGUUUCACUACUGAAGUUAUAUCGCUGUAUUUUUCUGAGAUUCUGUGGUGUUAUUAGCCUGAUGUUGAGACUCCUGCAGAAAUAAUCAAGGUGCUAUCAAAUAACCAAAACAUGAUGGAAACACACAUUUCAUAUAGCACUUUUGUAAAAAAUGUUACCAGCACUUAAUUAAUUGCAAUAUCAAUUCUAAAUUUCAUUGACAAGGUGGCAAAUCUUUUUACCAACCAGUAGCCUCUCUGGUGGCUGAUGGUCUGUUUUGAACAAUGAGCUGUUUAUUUCUGGGCAAAUAGGACUUGUUUGUUUCUCUCUUGGGUUUUCAGAUCUGUCUACAAUAGAUGCUGUAACUUGCUACCGUCAAAACUGUGUUGCUAUAACUUACUGUAUGCACCAGACUUUAAAAGCCAAGCCUCUCAAGGAAAAGUUGACAAUAUUGCCGUCAUCAUGGUCGAUCAGAUUUCUUCAGACUUCACACACGAAUCUUUCAUUGAAAACCUCUACCUAUAAGAGAUGUCCAUAGAGAUUGACAGUUCAGAUGGCAUGUUGUCAGAGGUCAGCACCAAAGACCCGAGCUCCUCAGAGGAGGAGGGCCCAAGCUCAGACGACGAUGACGAUGGUGACGACUUAGUAGGUGGGGACAGACAGAGAGACAGAAACACUGAUGUGAAGCCAGCCAGGAAGCUUGCUGGAGGGGAUGUCCAGAUGGCACCCAUGGUUUACGUUUCACAAAUGGAGACUAGAUGAAAAGAGUGCCGCUGCUGCUGUGUCGAGAACAAGCACAUUGUUCAGGAACGGGAGGAAAAUGGAAAUAAAGUUCUGUUUGAAACGAGGAUCCAAAGUAUAGUAACUUUACUCUUGAGAGUCCAGAAAUAUUCAUAUGAGGAAAGAAAUGCUGGAUUAGACCUUAAAGGCUUCAGAAGUGAGACGCACUAAAACCGACUUUGUGUUCAAUAACUUUCCGUUGUUUUACAGAUGCAUCUUGUUAAACGUCCAGUGUGUAACAUUUAGGAGGAGAAAUUUAUUGGCAGAAAUGGAAUACAAUAUUUAUAUAUAUUAUGUUUUCAUUAGUGUAUAAUCGCCUGAAAAUAAGAAUCAUUGUGUUUUCGAUUACCUUAGAAUGAGCUGUUUUUAUCUACAGAGGGAGCGGGUCCCCUUCCAAGGAGGUCGCCAUGUUGCACUGCCAUGUUUCUACAGUAGCCCAGAAAGGACAAACCAAUCACUGGCUCUAGUGUUUUCGCGGGUUUCGCGGCCACCGCAGUUUCUCCUACAUGCUUGGAAGGGGAGGGUGAUGCGAGCGGUAUUCAAAUGGUUGCAAACUGCAAUUUCACCACUAGAUGCCACUAAAGCCUACACACUGGACCUUUAAGUGUGGGAAGUCAAUACCAAAAUCAGCCGCAACAUGCAAAUGAAAGUAGUCAGAAAGAAGAAGGUGACCUUUACAUGUAGAAUCUGUCGGAUCAUCUUUCAUAUUUCAGUCAGUUAUGCACACCAUCAUAAUACCUGCCAGUCUCACUUGUUAAAAGCAGUUUUAUCCUCCAACUGUAGGCUGAGGGGCUUAUGUCACAUCAGAUUACUUAAAAAAGCAUAAAUGUGAUGUUACUGCAAUUACGUCUGAAGGCCAAAUACUUGAUCAGUGAACGAGCAACCACAUGCACGCAUCUGUCCUGAGUGUUGUGUGGGAGCGCGCAGUCAGAUCUGAAAACCCUUUGAUUGAAAAAAUGUCCAUGAGAGCGUGUUUUCACUCCUGUGUCUGUGAACGCAUCACGUCUACUAACAAAUGAUUGUAAUACCUGUCUUUCUUCCUUUUCAUGACAGAGUUUUGUACUUGAUGUAAAACUGGGCAAUAUGUUUAUAGAUUUGUCUUUUUUUAGAUGCCAGAAGUAUUUUAUCAUGGUGUUUAAAAUGUCACUGUAUGUGUUUGUUUUAGAGCUUUUAUAAGAAAGAUUUUGUAAUAAAAAUGCCUUUGACCA
Molecule: messenger RNA, 3521 nt
Organism: Siniperca chuatsi (mandarin fish)
Lineage: Eukaryota; Metazoa; Chordata; Actinopteri; Centrarchiformes; Sinipercidae
Product: myelin protein zero-like protein 2
Exons: 4
Coding region: 209-820 (203 amino acids)
Biological process (GO): cell-cell adhesion
Cellular component (GO): membrane
Source: RefSeq, a predicted model, not a curated record